Molecule: messenger RNA, 2085 nt
Organism: Histoplasma mississippiense
Lineage: Eukaryota; Fungi; Ascomycota; Eurotiomycetes; Onygenales; Ajellomycetaceae
Exons: 3
Coding region: 1-2085 (694 amino acids)
Source: RefSeq, a predicted model, not a curated record
AUGGCGCCCGCGGGACCACGAAAGUGGGUGAAUGCAAACGAAGACUCUGAGAUAGUACCUACGUCUAAGGCUGGUGGCGUGGAUUCGAACACUUCCGCAGAGACGAGAGCACUCGAUAAUCAAAAUGAUAAUAGAACGAGCUGGUAUACUCGAACCUGGCCGCGCAAACCCAAGGCACCUGCGGUCGCUGAAGUUGCGCGAGAGAGCAUUGCUGCCGAAACAAUUUUGACAACGGAACGGAACUUGUCAACUUCAACGCCUCCUAACAGAAAUCAACCUGCUAGGCCCCCCUCUAUUGGAUUGACGAAGAAGAUCGGAGGAUCGACAAGGUCGCUGCCGGCGGAAGUAGCUACUACCCGGAUUAAUAUUGCAUCAAUUAGGUCCCCUUCGGUUUCCGAUACGUUAAUAUCCGGCAAAGGUGUUGGAUGUGACAUACAACAUAAUACCUCAGAUGGCUCAGCGCCCGUAUUGACGACUGUUUCAACAGAGGCUCAAAAGGACCAAGUUACUAAGGAACUCGGUGGCAUGGUGGCCCAGGACACCGUUCCGGAUAGUAAUCAAGAGGGAAAGGAAAAUCAACAGGCCCACCCCAGUCAGACAUCAGGCUGGAUUGGCUGGAUUCCUCUCCCAAAAAUUGGCGGCCAAUCCACAGCAAAAAUAGAGCACACAGAGCAAUCGGCGAAAGUUGGUGUAGUGGCCGAAGAGUUGAACAAAGAGGAGCCGUUACCCCACGCUCCUCAAGAAGAAACUGAGUCAAGUAAUGCCGAACGACUCGCAGCUGCAGUUGAUCCAAAAUCUACUGCUCUUGAGGUCCCAGCUCCUAAAAAAAGAGGUUGGUUGCAAGUGUGGGGAGGCUAUCCCACUCCUUCGCAACAAGUAGAAAAUAGGCAGAAUGAGGGGCCCGUGAAAAAAGGUGGAGAGGACGUAAGCGAACCGGGCGCGCGCAACAAAUCCUCCAUUGCAAAGCCUAGCGCUACAGACUCGCAGAUGGAGAGCAACAUGGAGCCACCAUCGGACGAGAAUGUUGAUUUGAAGGCGGCCCCUUCAGAUACAGCAAAGCCAUCUAGUUGGUUUUUUUGGUCCAGAGAUACACAGAUAAAGCAUGCUACAACAAGCGCAGAACGGCCUGAACCAACCGAAGACACAACUAAUCCCCCAUCCGAAGAUCAGGCGUCCGCAUCGAUCAGGGUAUCAGAAUACGAACCAAGCGCUGUAGCGACGGAAACCAAACCGAAACAGACUCCAACUGAUGCAGUAUUAUCCGAUCGGCAAGCUAAACCAAGCACUAAAAAGCCAAUUGCCCCUUCGAAGGAAAAAUCUUCCGCAACGAAGAUAACAUUUCCUAAUCAAGUGCUUCCCGCAUUAAGGGAUAACUUCCCCGUGCAGGAGCGGGCCAGUAUUGUUCGGCAACUUGGUAGUUUCCUAUUCUAUUGCAACAAUACCGAACCUCGACAUGUAAAGCUGACAAAUUACGCACCGCGCGUUAAACAAGCGCUUGCGAUCGGAGUGCAUGGAUUCUUCCCGGCACCGCUUAUUCGUACUGUUCUUGGGCAGCCAACAGGCACAUCCGUCAAAUUUUCGACCAUGGCGGCGAAGGCUAUUCAUUCAUGGACAGAGUCACAUGGUUUUGCAUGUGAAAUCCAGAAAAUAUCCCUCGAGGGCGAAGGGCGAAUUUCCGAACGUGUAGAUUUACUUUGGAAAUUACUCCUCAAUUAUAUCGAAUAUAUCAAGAAGGCCGAUUUUAUUUUGGUAGCAUGCCAUAGCCAGGGUGUCCCAGUCGCGGUCAUGUUAGUGGCGAAACUGAUAGCUUUUGGCUGUGUGAGCUCUGCACGAAUUGGCAUAUGCGCCAUGGCGGGUGUCAAUCUAGGACCAUUUCCCGAUUAUCGAUCCCGCUGGAUCAGUGGAUCAGCCGGUGAAUUAUUCGACUUCGCGAAUCCGGACAGCAAAGUUUCACAAGAUUACAUGUCAGCACUUGAAACUGCUCUUGACUUCGGGGUGAGGAUCGUAUAUGUGGGAAGCAUAGAUGAUCAACUUGUGUCAUUAGAGUCUUUCACAUCUCGUCAGUUUCGCGAUGAAAUUGCGUAA